Molecule: messenger RNA, 171 nt
Organism: Pyricularia oryzae 70-15
Lineage: Eukaryota; Fungi; Ascomycota; Sordariomycetes; Magnaporthales; Pyriculariaceae
Exons: 2
Coding region: 1-171 (56 amino acids)
Source: RefSeq, a predicted model, not a curated record
AUGCAGUUCCUCAACAUACUCCAGUUGCUCUCCUUGGCUAUUUUGAGCGGCCAAGGCCUGGCUCUACCCACAAACCCCUCGGGACAUCUUGAAUCUUGCCCAAUCGAUACCGCGACUGCUUCCGACAAGCACAGAAUCGUUGCCCGUGGCUGCGAGGGCCCUAGCGGAUAG